Labrus bergylta (ballan wrasse) is the source of this 356-nucleotide messenger RNA. RefSeq names its product ATP synthase membrane subunit j (gene atp5mj). NCBI's taxonomy places the organism in Eukaryota, Metazoa, Chordata, Actinopteri, Labriformes, Labridae. The record is from RefSeq and is a predicted model, not a curated record. Gene Ontology annotation, cellular component: mitochondrion.
GGAAGUAAACGCUACACAGAGGAGCGUAGAAGAAGACUUCCCCCACGACUUUGGUGUUUAGCAGCAGCGUCUUUCCUGACCUUCCUGCAGCAGCGUGACAAACUGAAAGAUGGCUGGAAAGGCUUUUACAAACUGGUGGUCCUUGAUGAGCCCGUACUACACAAAGGCCUACCAGGAGAUGUGGGUGGGCAUGGGCAUCAUGACAUACCUGUACUACAAAGUGUCCUAUGGAGGCAAGAAGGCCGUGAAGGACAAGCCCGCCCAUUAAGUUUCCCACCAUGCUGACCAACCCUCAGAAACCCAGCUUCACCUUUGAAUUUUUUGUUAAUAUGGAACAAAUAAAGAUAAUAUCCAAA